CAAAUCAUUAUUAAGACAUCGCCAAUGUAAAAGUGAUUGGAAGCAACUACAACCUCCUCACCGUUUCAUGCGGGUGAUUCCAGACGAUAGUAAGCUUCCCAAAGAUCAAGUUGACAAAGUUAUUUUUUGUUCUGGCAAAUUUUAUUUUGAUUUGUUGGAACAACGAGAGUCUAUGCCAUCAUCUUCUGCUGUUUUGAUACGUUUGGAGCAGUUGGCACCAUUUCCUUUUCAAGAGGUUGUCAUUUUAUCUCUACGUCAAUAUCCAUCGGCUAGAAUCAUUUGGUGUCAAGAAGAACCCAAAAAUAUGGGGGCAUAUAGUUAUAUAAAACCCAGAAUGGAAGCCUGCAUUCGUUACGACAACAAUAUUCGUACAGUAGAAUACAUAGGAAGACCAUCGAGUGCAGCAGCAUCCACAGGUAUCUAUUCCUUAUUUCAAAAACAACAACAAUAUUGGGCUCAACAAGCAUUAUCCGAAUAAAAGUCGAUAUGUGUGCCAUUUUCAUAUCUAUCCGUUUCCAAUAUGCCUAUCAAUUUUCGAGCCGACUCAUGAGGAAGCACUAGCUGUUGUUCUUUCCAUAACUGGACCAUUUGAGUCUUUAAAUGGCCCAAAGGAAGUCCUUCACGUAAAGUGGUUUGCAUAUCCGUUUCCAUAGGUCCAGGUGCGUAGUUCAAGGUUCUUAUAUCACUAUGUUCACAAGCAACCAUUUCCAUAUGCAUAUUUUUAGCUGCCUUUCCCAUACAAUAUAAGCCGCAAUAUUCCAAUGGCUCAAUCGCUGCUAAAGAUGAGAUAUGUAUAAUAUGUCUCAAUGAGUUGCGAAGCAAUCUUAUAUACUGAUUCGUUAAAUACACAGUAGUAUGCACAUUCUCAUGGAAAUAACAAGAUAUGGUAUUCAAGGUCACAUUCUUCUAAAGGACCCAAGGGACCCAGCGUUCCUGCAUUAUUCACGAGAUAACUGGAAGAAUAACUAUUCGCUUCCUCUUGUUGAAAUAGGGAGGCUAUAUCAGAUUGUACUGAAGAACAAUUCAAAUCAAGAACUUUUCCUGUAACAUACACUGUAUGAAAAGGUCAAA
This is a messenger RNA of Galdieria sulphuraria, 1071 nucleotides long. Its product is annotated as 2-oxoglutarate dehydrogenase E1 component isoform 1. Gene Ontology annotation, molecular function: thiamine pyrophosphate binding; oxoglutarate dehydrogenase (succinyl-transferring) activity. The record is from RefSeq and is a predicted model, not a curated record. Bases 68 to 478 code for a protein of 136 amino acids. The transcript has 3 exons. NCBI's taxonomy places the organism in Eukaryota, Rhodophyta, Bangiophyceae, Galdieriales, Galdieriaceae. Gene Ontology annotation, biological process: tricarboxylic acid cycle. Gene Ontology annotation, cellular component: mitochondrion; oxoglutarate dehydrogenase complex.